This is a messenger RNA of Suillus subalutaceus, 1260 nucleotides long. RefSeq lists its product as uncharacterized. The transcript is spliced from 11 exons. Bases 1 to 1260 code for a protein of 419 amino acids. The record is from RefSeq and is a predicted model, not a curated record. NCBI's taxonomy places the organism in Eukaryota, Fungi, Basidiomycota, Agaricomycetes, Boletales, Suillaceae.
AUGUCCUCCAAGCCUCGUCCUAAAGUUGGCUACAUCUACACACCCCCAUCAAAUUCAAACAACUAUGUCUCAGAUAUUAUAGAGUGGGUUGGCUAUCCGCAAUUCGACUUUGACAAUGUCAAGAACUCGUUCUUCAAAGUAGCUUAUAUAAAGGAAGAUAUCAUACAGACUUCGGGCUUGGAGACUGUUUUCCGUCCAGUAUAUGUCAUGAAUACUGAUGAGCUUGCGAUGUCGCAAACGGGAUCCAUUGUCCCAGACGGAUGGAAAAAGAUGUGUAUGUAUACAGAUGAAGAAUUUGCCACACUGCCAACCAUACAGAAGGUUGUCAAUCCACAAGACGCAAUGAUCCCCUUGAGUUACAGCGCUGAUCCUGGUGACGAAGACUUCAUGUCAGCCAUCAGUUCACUAAGUGAAGGGAUAUGGAUGGACAAUAACACAACUGUGUUUGAAGCGCCUCCCCUUGCCCAUCCCACUAGUAUAGGCUUCGGGCAACUCUCACUAGCUCCGGAAACGCUACCAGUGUCCCAACCCCCUGCAGUUGCGCCACAUAUAUAUGGUGGGCCCGCACUCCUGCUCACCACUCUCAUUCCACCUGCCGAUUUCCACAUCGGCAUCAAGUACACCAAGGAAUAUCUGGAGAAGCACUUCGUUGCAACGUGGGACUUGGUGCAAACAUUACUUGAAUAUGUUCGGCUUGGAGACAAGCCAAUCUUACAAGGACUGAUGUCUUCGAGUGGUAGAAGAGUUGGUUACCAUUUCGAAGAGUUGCGGUCAAGCACUGGAGAAAGUCAAACCGGCCAACAAAAGGACUUGAAUAUAUUUGACGCUAUCGGAUUGGUAAUAAGCGAGCGAUGUGCAUUCGUCAAGAGUUUGAAAGCCAGCUCAGCUGCCUACAUCGACAGAUCGGAUAGAGCUUCCAUCAGAGGUUACAAUCUUCUGAGCAAAUCCUCCCAAAGGAUUCCAGGUUACAUCAAUGAGCUUACUGGGUUGACGUCCUACAGAAGUGUUGCAACAUCGAUUGACUUUACCCGUGAUGACAUUGGGCGACUAUUGCGACCAGUUGUCAAUGGUAGUAACAUUUCCGUGCUGGAUCUGUUCUUUGAUGACUACAAUGAAAUUCCAGAACAACUCCUAUCAACUGUAUGUGCUAUGGCGUCGCCAACCCUGGCAAUUUACACACCAUGGAAGUGUGUGACGAGGCAGUCGACCAGUUACAUAUGCUCAGGAUGGCCCGCCAGGGCACCAGUAAGGGCGCAAUAG